Molecule: messenger RNA, 7141 nt
Organism: Anopheles funestus (African malaria mosquito)
Lineage: Eukaryota; Metazoa; Arthropoda; Insecta; Diptera; Culicidae
Product: brain-specific homeobox protein
Exons: 5
Coding region: 1138-3003 (621 amino acids)
Biological process (GO): regulation of DNA-templated transcription
Molecular function (GO): DNA-binding transcription factor activity, RNA polymerase II-specific; DNA binding
Source: RefSeq, a predicted model, not a curated record
AGGCUCAUUGGUAACGUGUGUGGUCAUGGUAACAUUAUGGCAUUCCAGCGUUGCUAGGUGGUUGCAUUUUACAUCCAGGACAAAUUUCAUCAAAAUUUGCUCUCCCUGUGGCUUCCCGCAUGUCCUGUCGUCGCCCCACCAACCGAUCGACGAUUUGACGCAAAUGGGAAAACUUUGCACCAAGCUACAGGGUCCCGCUAAUUGGCAAAUAAGCACGAUGUAACAGAGACCCGUUAUUGUUGUUAUUCCUGUUUAGUUGAUUUAGUUGCUACGUUGGAGAUGGAACAAGGAAGUGGAGAGAGACAGAGGGAGAGAAAAAUGUGCUCCAAUCGCAGCAUCUAAUGCGUUUUUCCUGUCUCCGCCAUUUUGUGUUGCUCGUCUCCAUUAGCGACCAGAACGCGAAACGCUUACUUAUGUACUGCUACUACUGAAGCUGUCAACGGUUCAGAUAAUUCAAACACCCGACCGGACGAGGGGAAGCACGCGGAGAAGCACGCGGGGAGAACGGAAUUUCCUAAGCGGGAAUGAUAAAACAUAAUUUUGCCACAAUUUAACAGACAAUUUGUUCGCCAAACGAUGGAAAACGACUCGCACGGUGCAGUGGAGAUGGGACGAGAGGUUCAUUAGCAAAAGCAUGUAAAAUGGAAGGAAAAUGAUGGAAAUUUCGUCCUUCCCCUCUGAGCUACGUCUAGCCAUCGGUUUCUACGAGUGCGUGUGUGCGUGUAUGGGUGCAUUAUGGUUCCAUUUAAGGAUCGUCAAUCACAUCCCUCCUGGGAGGGAGAGAGUUCGAAGCGGUUGUCUAAAGGAUUUGCUUCCCUUCUGACGGUCGUUGUAUAUAAUGGCUUCUUCCUGGAUACAUGGUCGUACGACAGUAGGGUACGCGAACCAACCAUUCACAGUCAGUUAUCAGUGUGAUACGGUUGCAAAAGGAUGCACAAAGCACAUCCAUCAAGGACGCGCCGGUUGUUCUAGGUAUCACAGUGACUUCCGUGCUUGGAUCUCUUGCAGAAGCUUGUCGAGCGUCCGCGUGGAAGGUCCGUGACCAGCGUGUGUUAUGUGGAUAUCGUACGCGUAUUCUUGUGGACAAUUAAUAACUCACUGUAGUGUGUGCAAAUAAAAACAUUUCGCACCAAUCCAAUGUGCACGACCGAUCAGCGUGGCAUGGCAUCGUCCGUACAGGCCCAUCUUCAUGCCAGCGGUACCAGAGCAGGCUACGCCACGAAGGAUCAGAUUCCGGCGGUAAUUGUAGCACGCUGCAAAUCUCCCUCGGCUACGGCCAUUGCCGUGAAGACACCGUUCUCAAUUGAGGACAUACUGUUCCAAAACGGUGGUGCCAGUGUUGGACAUCCGAACAGUCCUGCUCGUGAACAGGCGGUCAAUGGUAGAGCGAUUCCAUCGCCCAGUGACCGACCGAUAGAAUCGGACGGAGACGAAUCGGAUAGUGAAGAUACACCGGAAGUGGCAACUGUUCCUACGAGAACGCACGUUGAUUCGAACAGUCGCAAUAAAAGUUUGUGCGAUUUGAGUGGUUCCGAACGCGGACUUGGGACUGGUAGUAAUACUGGCACUUUAAGUGGUAAUGCUGGAAACAAUACUAAAUCCAGUGAUGCAAGUGGUCGUGGAAGAAGUGGUCAAGAUGGGAAUGGAAUGGUUAAAAGUGGUGAAGAUGAGUAUCGGAAAAUGAUUCUGCACUCAGACAGAUUUGGUAGUAAAUUAAACUUGGAUUCCAGUACACCACAUCAACCGUCGGUCACAUCAGCUCCACGUCCCCAGCAACCACCACCACCGCCGCCUGCACCACCGGUAAGCAGUGCCGGACCGGUUCAAUUUACCAGCGGACCAUCGGCCGGCGUCAUGUACACGACCAACCCGUACAGUGAUCCGGGCUACUUGCAGAUGGCACUUGGCGCAUAUCUAGCACCGUCGGCCAGUGGGUACAAAACAGUCGACCCAUACUUCCUUUCGCAAGGAAUUUUCGCCAGUUCACCUCUAUUCCCCGGUGCCGGAUGUCCCGAUAUUGCCCUUGGUCUGGGAAUGGGUAUGAGUGCACUGCGACAUUGUAGACGCCGGAAAGCUCGCACCGUGUUUAGUGACCCGCAACUGACAGGACUGGAGAAGCGCUUUGAAGCACAACGUUACUUAUCGACACCGGAACGUGUCGAACUGGCGUCGGCGCUUGGGUUGAGUGAAACGCAAGUGAAGACCUGGUUCCAGAAUCGGCGCAUGAAACACAAGAAGCAACUUCGUCGACGUGAGGUCAAUGCUGCCGAUACUAGUGGUUCGAAUGGCAAUGGAACCAGCACCGGUGGAAAUACCAACUCAUCUUCAACCUCCUCCUCUUCCUCCUCGAGCCGACUGCACGGACCACCGCCAGCUUCCUCUUCUGGUUCAACAACUUCAACAUCGUCGUCUUCCUCAUCCGGAUCUUCAGGAUCGUCCUCCAUCAGUGGAUCGGUGUGUGAGAAAGGUGGGUUUACCGCCUACAGCAACGGCAAGGCUACGACGGGUGGUGUGUCACUCGGUUCUAAACCCCCACCAAGCUCGUCCGCUUCCUCCUCUGCCUCUUCUUCCUCGAGUUGCACGAGUGCCGCUGUGCUAAAGUCCUUACCCGGCAGUGGAUCGAUGCAUUCAUCCUUUAGCUUAGUGAAACGUUCGGCAGCAGCUGCUGCGGCGGCAGCGGCGGCGGCUGCUGCAGCAGCCGCGGCAGCUUCCAUCAACAAUGGUGCACCGGGUUCGUCGAUUCAUCAUCCGUUUCAUCCUAAUCAUCAUCCACAUCCUCAUGCCCAUCAGCAGCAGCAUCAUCAUCAUUCGCUCCAUCACCAACAACAGCAUCCAGCGGGAUCGCACCACCUUCUGGCGACACACCACCUGACGCACCUCGGUCCUCCGCCCACCCACCGUACACCUCCCACGAGUGAGGAUGAAAAUGAGAUGAUGAACGAUAGUGAUUCCGACUGUAGUGAUGUAGACAUCGUCGGAGACGAUCAAGGCUAUCUGACGUAAAGGCUUCAUGUGUGUGGUCGACCGCUUGUCAAUUGGUAGUAGCCAAGUGGCCAAGAUAAUACCAUGGCAUCACACCAUGAACUCUUUAGGUAAGCAAAAUGUCCCUUAGUAAGAGGAAUAGAAGUGUACAUAAAGAAGCAGUGCAGAAGCAGAACAAUAGCGGUUGUGUAUUAAUGUAGUAUGCGAAGAAAGUGUUGUACUACAACGUCAAGGAGCUCAGCACGUUUUUAAUUCAGUCCUCCAUUGAUUGAUGUCAUUUUUAUUCAUCUUUUAAAAACAACCUUCAAUUAUACACACCUAACAAUAGACACAAACAGCUUGGGUAAAGUAUAUGAAAGCACGAAAUAUGAAAUAACGAACAAGGGCAAGAGUUGCAAUCUAGGUAUAGGAAGUAAAAUGGAAUGUAAAACAACAGGUUUAAGUCGAUAAAUGUGCUAUAUCGUACAGUUUUUGCGAGAAACGAUAAUAUAAAACCUAAAUAAAGAACUGUAAAUGAUUAUUGUUUUAAUAAUAAAGUCAUCAAAAUAAGUGGAAAACGGAACAAAUCACUAGCUCGGAACGAACAAAUUAUUUCGAUCUCUUUAAUUGCCUUCAAAUAGCUAAAAAGCGGGUCAAUUACAGCAAAUCAUCUCAGAUUAAGUUCCACCUCUGUGUGUGUGUGGGACUGUUCUAUGGGAGGGUGGUUUGAGGGAUUUUUCUUGGAGUUUUCUCCGUGGAAAACUGUUCCCAUUUUCAGUGCCCAGUGCCCCCGGGGCGGAGCUACGAUUAGUACAUAAUACAAUCUGUACCAGUGUAUGUACAUAAACCGUCGUCAAGAAAAAUGAAUGCCGGAAAAAUGCGAUGAUAAUCUACGGUCUCCCACUCCACUCGCAUCCUUCUCUUAGGGGCAUGCGCAUUCAUACGGGAGGAGGGGAAUGGGAACCAACGCGGUUUGUCAUCGCGUAGUUUGCUUCUUCAGCACCACAGUACGGAAAGCAAGUUUGUACUGCUGUAGUCCCUAUUUCUGCACGGGCACAUAUUCCGGGCGCGCUCAUUAGUUCCAAUUAUAUUUGAUGAAGAUAUGGCAUGCUACGAUGAUGUGGCCGGGCCAAGUGCUGUGUGAUGGACGCUCGUUUGGUAUUUUCUUUACCUUCCUGCCUUGUACUUCGUGGAAAGUUGAGUUUGCCUAUCGUUUGGACAUCAUGUGCACAUCGUGUGGCGUUAGUUCCCCAUCCUGGUUAGUUUCGGCGGACGGACUGCGACAGAGGUGGAAGGAUAAUUCAUUUACGACCUUCCGCCACAAAUCAUCUGCUGAUUGAGCGCAUUAUUAAACUUUAUGACUGUAUGUUUUGGCAGGAGGACGGUUAACAAUCAUACUGGUGGGAUGACAUUAGAAUGUGAAAAAGGAUUUACGAGUCGAUCAGAUGAGAAUUUGGCCGUGAAGAGAAUUUAAUUGGAGUUAGCGCGAGUAUGCUAAUUGGAAGUGAUGACACGUUUUCUAUCAAAUGGAAAAAAAAUGGUAGAAUAAUUUCGAUAGCCAACUCUCAUGGUGUUGACCAGAGAACUCAAAAUUGAUUACGAGAUAUUUUGUAUAUUAAAACAAAAGGGCCAAAAUCGCAUAUCGAUUCUGGCUCAGGUUUAUUUAAAAUUAGUAAAAGGUGUUUUAGUUUUAACUGUUCCGUCAAUGUAUUUCAACUAUUUGAGACAUUUUUAUAAUUUCCAGCUUUAUUUAGCUUUAUAAAGCAAGUAUAAAUGCCUUUCUGGCGUAAUGUAUAACCGUGAGAACAUUUUUAAUCACCAAACAAAACGAUAUCACAUUCAAUAACCCCAACGAUCCAACUUUUUCGUUUCUUUUUUUGCAACCAAUAUUUCGUUCCCAGCACGUACUGUCAGCGUUUUGGCCGGAUAGCGUCAGAAAGUCUUUAAGUAACUAAUUAGCAGCAAAGGUUCCCAUCGGUACGGAGCACGUUCUGCUGUUGGCAGAAGUGAAGCGCCCGGUUGUUUUCGCAAAACAUCAUUUCCGUGACGAUGGUGACACUCUGGUGAUCCUUGAUGAAAAGGAUCGUGGAAGCACGUAGACCAUGGAGACAGAGAGAAGCGAAAGGGACCAGCAUCUUCUCAUUACCGCAUUGCAAUGCUAACGUAAUGUUGAAGACGUAAAGCAUGGUCUGAAUCAGUGACCCAGUUGGAUGAGGAUGUGAAUGAUUUCUCGGAAGAAAUCGCUGUAAUACUUAAGAAAGAGUAUUCAAAAUCCGUAGCUUGGGAAAUUAUUUAAUGAGGAAUAGUUCAAAGUCUUGUUUUUCUUAACUCCUCUUAAUGACCACAACACUUACUACAGUAGGUGAAGUUCUGACAGCUCUCAAGUGCUAUCGUAUAAGCGGUAGAAUCACACAAACCCCUAACAAAGCCAUCAGGCCGGUGUCGUUGACAUCGCUUGUUAAGCGGUUGUUUAAGGCCAAAUGGAAACCCUCAUUUUCCAGUAGAUGCAUUGUCCUUACACUUCCGCUUGGCCGUACUUAUCGCUUCAAAAUCAGGACAGUACAGUUUAAUGCAGCAAAACGUGUGUGGACAUUUGCAAUUAUUGCAUGACAUAUUUCCUGAACAAAACUGAACAGUAUGAAAAAGAACUGUUUAACCUGUUCGCAAGCAAUAUUUUCCUCACCUAUCAUCAUAGCAAUACAGGAAAGAAAAAAUCAUUGAUGUAGUACAGUGUGCAGCGGAUGCUACAUUAUUAUUAUCCGGAAAUGCCAGAGAGAUAGGUAGAUGUUGUAAACGUGUCGAGGGAUGUGAAUUAAGAAACGGAGACAUAAAUAGAAAAAUAACCGUCAAAUCAUAAUUAUUGCUUUAUGAGGCGAACCUUCCUCAAAUAGGUGAAAGGGUAGAAAAAUAUUUAAACAGUAGCAUAUUGAUUAUCUUCCGGCAAUGAUCAACGAGGAACAUUUUGCUGAGAUUGGAACAAUGAUUAGAAACAGCAGUACGUACAAAGACCUUGCUUUUGGUGAUAGGUUCAAAUGGCACGUGCGUUCUAGUGAUGACAAUUACUUCGAUAACAUCGUGAAUAACAGCUUCAUUUUAAUAAAAUUUGUUGAUAAAAUGAAUGGUAACAUUUCAGAAUAGUAGGUGAUAUUAGAAUAAUUGUUUUAAAUUUUUUGCAACUCCUACUAUCUAUAGUCCGAUAGGUCUGAUAUUCUCUUUGCUAAAAUACAAAGCCAUUAGCGAGCUGCUUCUCUGCAAAAAAUAACUUAAACUCGAACUUUCAGCUUCGAAAGCAUGAAAAACAGUGUUUCCACUCUCUGUGCUAAGAUUGACAAUUUAGAUAGCACUCCACUUUAGACACAUUUAAAAAAAAAUGAUACAGGCUUCAUCCAGCGCAGAAAAAAAAUCCCCGACAUAGAUCAAGCACGGAAAAUGCCACCGAAUAAAGCGAAAAAUUGAUUGGAUUUAUUGCAGCGAAACCCCACCCUUCGAUGCGCAUCGUACGGAAGGUUGUUGGCGGGUUGUUGAGCAUUACCCGACCCGACCCUUUUGCUAUUCGCGUCCGCUUGACUUUUCGGCGCGAGCCAAAAAUUACUGGGAUCACGUCAACAAAGCGUCGACACAGACGGGAGAAAUUAUGGGAGAUGCUCGCCGGGCAAAUGGACCGGAAGCGGGUGUACAUGUAAAUAUUGUUAUUAAAUUUAGAUACGAUCAAUGAAGGCGUAAUUAAGCGUUUCGUCAAACGGUGAUGGGAUUUUUUAAGGGUAGCUUUGUAGCAAAUGGAUUGACGGAGCGAGAACACACAAAAUACAGAGCACAGAUAUGUAGCAUUCCCAAACGAAGUGUAAUGGCUAAUGCAUUGCGUGUCAGAGUGAUCCGUUGCCGUGUUAUUGAGGAUGAGGAGGAUGUAAAAUUGUAAAAAUUCGAUAAAAUCAAACCAUUGAUGUUUCAACGCUGUACUUUAUGUAAGAAAAUGAUGAGAAGGAGUAAUUAAAAUAAUACAAAAAAAUUAACGCGGGAUGAAUAAAUCACGAAUUAAAGCGAUCGCAUUUUCAUAAUUCAUAUUUUAAAGAUUAACAUUGUGAUGUAUCUAUACUAAAAUGAAUAUUAGUAAUUAUUAAAAUGUUGGUUAGGUGACCAAGAUGUAGAAUAGAUGUAGAAAUUCUCAAAUAUGAGAAAAAAG